Pectinophora gossypiella (pink bollworm) is the source of this 2681-nucleotide messenger RNA. RefSeq lists its product as uncharacterized. The record is from RefSeq and is a predicted model, not a curated record. Gene Ontology annotation, molecular function: cysteine-type endopeptidase activity. The transcript has 18 exons. The coding region runs from base 33 to 2648 and encodes 871 amino acids. Lineage: Eukaryota; Metazoa; Arthropoda; Insecta; Lepidoptera; Gelechiidae. Gene Ontology annotation, cellular component: lysosome.
GUGUUUGGUGUUGUGUGGUCUGAAGACUCAAGAUGAAAGUGACAGCUGUUCUCUUGUUAGUGACCUUUGGUGCGGUCCUAGCGGAUCCUGUCCCAGAGAAGCCCGCGCAGGUCUCAUCAAUAGCUGCGCCUGAGUUGAAAACGCAAGACGUCUUCAGAGCCAAGCGAUCCUACGACCGAUGGCUGGAUAUUAUUGCACAGUUUGGUCGUCGUGGCGCUGACGGCACUCCGUGGCAGCCCAUCUCCGUCGACUUACCAGUCACGGACAAAGAUGGCAAGUCUUCGUCACUGCCAGUGCUGGUGCUGCCUAUUCCUGUACCUGUGCCGGACCCGAAAUUGAAUCAAGAAUGUGAAGCUAACAAACGCAGAGGCGAAACUGAUAGAUACCGUGAAGACAGGUAUAGAGAGGAGAAUAGAUACCGCCAAGACAAAGACAGAUACACUAGCGACAGAAACAAACACCGCGGAGAUUCUGACAGAUACCGCGGGGAUACUGACAGAUACCGUGGGGAUUCCGAUAGAUACCGCGGGGAUUCUGAUAGAUACCGCGGGGAUAGUGACAGAUUCCGCGGGGAUAGUGACAGAUACCGCGGGGAUGGUGAGAGAUACCGCGUCGAUACUGACAGAUACCGUGAAGACAGAAACAGAUAUCGCGGUGAAAGUGACAAAUAUCGAGGAGAUACAGGAAGAUACGGCGUCAAUGAAUUCAUCAGCAGGACUAGGGGUGGCUACGCCGCGGAGGAAAGAUAUGAGCAACGAAGCAGCGUAUCAACAGACUACCUGAUCGAGCUAUUCAGAGCACAACAACCAACAGCGCCAGAACUGCCUCCAGCGCUAAUAGACUACGCUCCAGAGAUCACAGAACCUCGGGCGCUUCACCAGGGCUCAGGGUCUUCAUCAGACCAGCGCAAAUACCUCCCGCCAGCGCGUGAAGCGCUCCCUUCACCUCCGAAGUUUGACAAGUCCAUCAAGCUGCAAGGUUUCCUGACUGUGCCACGUGCUGAUUAUACUGAGCCUUACACUGCUUGGUAUGACGCGACAAGCGGCGCAGCUCGCGUGGAGUACCACGAGGGUGGAGCGAUGAGCGUCCGCACCGUCUCAUCUGAUGGACGGGUCAAGAGAUCUGUGAUGCACACGGACCGAACUACUGAGCAAGACAUCCGAGUCUGUGGUGUGACGUCACCAGCGCGCAUGAAGGCGGAGGACCGCGCGCCGCCCGGACUGCCCGACACUGAGGGAUUUGAGUUCGCUGGAUACAGAGAGGAGUUCGGUGGUCGCGUGGAAGUAUGGCGCAAGGAGGUGUCAGGUCGCGCGGGGGAGCUGGGCGCGGCGCGGGGGGAGUCACUCACCUUCAGACACGAACUAUUCGUCAGCAGGAAGAGUGAAGAGUUCAGCGUACCACUCAAGUACAAAGUAGCAAUCGACAGCUCAGUCCUGGGCAAGGAUUCUGACGGCUACGAGCAUAUCUACUCCCAGGUGCAGGAGGAGACUCACAGGCCCGGCACCUUCGACUUCCCAGAGAGGGACUGUGAUAAGAAGGAGGAGUUGGACGCAAACAAUGUGGUGCACAUGGCGCGGCUGGAGCCACUGAGAGAGUUCACGCUGCCGCAUCGAGACGAGCACCAUGACGUAGAGUUUGAUAACUUCGUUAAAGAGUUCGAGCGUAAUUACGACGACAAAGAAGCAGCCCUGCGCAAGACCUUGCUGAUAGAGUCUUCCCGUUUCAUAGCCUCGUGCAACCGUCAGAGCGCCACCUUCGAGUUGGGAGUCAACUUCUUGACUGACAGACUUGAUGCGGAAAUCGAGGUUCUGCUGGGUGCGUUCUUUGACGAUGGGUCAGAUAAGGGUGGGCUGACCUUUCCUGUCGGUGAAGGUCGACUGAGGUCUGCGGAGGAGAAGCUGCCGAAGGAGUUCGAUUGGAGGCCGCGCGGUGGCGUCACCCCUGUUAAAUUCCAGGGUAUAACCUGUCAGUCGUGCUGGGCGUUCGCGGUCAUCGGCUCCGUGGAGGGAGCGCUCUUCAUCAAGACCAGCAAACUGCUGGAGCUGUCAGAACAGUGCCUCGUCGACUGCGCGCACUCUCACGGAGCCCACGGGUGUAACGGCACUUGGCCCAGCCAUGCGUUCAACUACAUCAAGGACAAGGGAAUACCGGCGCGUGACGAGUACACUGCCUACAAGGGAGAGGUGCUGAAAUGCAGGGAGAAGGAAAUCCCACCAGUGACACACAUCAGCGGCUUCGUGGACGUUCCGCCCAACAGUAUCAACGCUCUCAAGGUAUCGAUCCGGCGAUUCGCCCCCACCGUGGUGGUCGUGGACGCUAAGCCUAAGUCCUUCUACUUGUACAAGAAAGGUGUCCUACAAGACGACCGCUGCGUGAAGGGCCCAAAGAAGCGAUUGAACCACGCCGUGCUGGCGGUUGGUUGGGGCGAACUUCGCAACGCGCCGCACUUCAUUCUAAAGAACCAGUGGACCGCCAACUGGGGGGACGGGGGGUACAUUAAAGUACACGCCCCUAGCAACACUUGCGGGCACCUGACGACGCCAAACUUCGCGCGCCUGCGCAAAGCUGACAUCGAUCGUCUGCCCGGCGGCGGCGAAUCCCGCGCCGCUCCCGUUGACGACGAUUACGAAGAUGAAGAUGAGCGGUAGUUCUUAGUUCUAGAAGUCAUGUGAGUCAACUUG